This is a messenger RNA of Danio aesculapii, 1635 nucleotides long. Its product is annotated as gastrula zinc finger protein XlCGF57.1-like. The coding region runs from base 59 to 1582 and encodes 507 amino acids. Gene Ontology annotation, cellular component: nucleus. The transcript is spliced from 2 exons. Lineage: Eukaryota; Metazoa; Chordata; Actinopteri; Cypriniformes; Danionidae. Gene Ontology annotation, molecular function: DNA-binding transcription factor activity, RNA polymerase II-specific; RNA polymerase II transcription regulatory region sequence-specific DNA binding. Gene Ontology annotation, biological process: regulation of transcription by RNA polymerase II. The record is from RefSeq and is a predicted model, not a curated record.
AAGUGUCCAAACACAGAGAAAAACUGCUGAAGCGACUGAUCUCCACACUGUUAUAAAGAUGGCGUUUAUUAAAGAGGAGAGUGAAGAUGUGAAGAUUGAAGAAACAUUCACAGUCAAACAGGAAGAUCUGCAGGAACAAACAGACCUGAUGGUGCUGAAAGAGGAGACUCAUCAACAGAAUGAAAUGGAAGAAAAACAGCAGUUUGAGAAACCCCAAGAAAUAAUGACUGAUGAAAAACCCACACUGACUAAAAAGACUUCAUGUGGAAGACCAUGGAAAUCCAAAUCUGAGUGUAAUUUCAGCAGUAAACAAAGUAGAAAGCGUUUCAGUCAAAAGCCAAACAUUGAUGUUGACAUGAGAGUUCACACUAGGAAGAAACUUUACACCUGCAAACAGUGUGGAAAGAGUUUUGGUCAAAAACAAGGCUUUAAAACUCACAUGGGAAUUCACACUGGAGAGAGGCCGUACAUAUGCCAACAGUGUGGAAAAGGCUUCUAUAAUUCAGGAAACCUUGCAGUGCACAUGAGAAUUCACACUGGGGAGAGGAAGUACACAUGCCAACAGUGUGGAAAAAGUGUCUAUAAUGCAGGAAACUUGGCAGUGCACAUGAGAAUUCACACUGGGGAAAGGAAGUACACAUGCCAACAGUGUGGAAAGAGUUUUAAGCAAAAUGGCACCCUUAAAGUCCACAUGAGAACUCACAAUUCCACAAGUCCACAAGGAAGAACUUUUACUUGCACACUGUGUGGGAAAAGUUUUGCUCAAAAACAAAACCUUGACAUCCACAUGAGGAUUCACUCUAGAGAGAGGCCGUACACAUGCCAACAUUGUGGAAAAAGCUUCUAUCUUAAAGUAAACUUUGCAGAGCACAUGAGAAUUCACACUGGGGAGAGGCCAUACACAUGCCAACAUUGUGGAAAAAGCUUCUAUCUUAAAGUAAACUUUGCAGAGCACAUGAGAAUUCACACUGGGGAGAGGCCGUACACAUGCCAACAGUGUGGAAAAAGCGUCUGUAAUGCAGGAAACUUGGCAAUGCACAUGAGAACUCACACUGGGGAGAAGCCUUACUCUUGCCCUCAGUGCGGAAAGAGUUUCAAGCAAAAUUGCACUCUUAAAGUCCACAUGAGAACUCACAAUGGAGAGAGAAGUUUUACUUGCACACAGUGUGGGAAAAGUUUUGCUCAAAAACAAAACCUUGACAUCCACAUGAGAAUUCACACUGGAGAGAAACCUUACACAUGCACAGAGUGUGGUAAAAGUUUCAGAUGUAAAAACACACUCAAACACCACAUGAAAACUCACACUGGAGAGAAGCCGUUUGCAUGUGCUCAGUGUGGAAAGAGCUUCACAACAAAAGAUAGUCUCACAAACCACAUGAAUGAUCACACUGGAACCAUAGUGUUCACAUGUGAUCUAUGUGGAAAGAGUCUCACACGCAAAGACACCAUUAAGCGACACAUGAAGACUCACUCAGGACAGGAUCGUUUUAGAUGCAGUGAGUGUGGACAGAGCUUUAAAUGUAAAAGAAGCCUCAGCACUCACAUGAAGCUUCACAAUGGAGAGCAGAGUCCUCAAAAUUGAAGCCUUGUCCACGCAAACACGGGUAUAUUCAAAACGGCAGCUUUUUCAUGUAG